This is a messenger RNA of Selaginella moellendorffii, 2525 nucleotides long. RefSeq names its product AAA-ATPase At3g28510-like. Gene Ontology annotation, molecular function: ATP binding; ATP hydrolysis activity. The record is from RefSeq and is a predicted model, not a curated record. The coding region runs from base 24 to 1454 and encodes 476 amino acids. The transcript has 3 exons. NCBI's taxonomy places the organism in Eukaryota, Viridiplantae, Streptophyta, Lycopodiopsida, Selaginellales, Selaginellaceae.
GUUUCCUUCCUGGCUCAUGCUCGAUGGGGAUGCCGCGCUUCUCGUCCGAGCUCAAGAGAGGGAUCAUGAGGGGCAGCUCAGAAGUCGCUUACUUGGGAUCGAUUCUGGGCCUGCUGGCAUUCCUGCAAGCGAUUCUUCCUCGAGAGAUUUGGUACGUGCUACAGGAAUGGGUCCGAAAGCUACUGCUUUGGGUGUCUUUCUACAUCAGAGUGGAUGUCUACGAGCUGGACGACAACCACAGCAAUGAGAUUUAUGAUGCGGUGAAGCUGCAUAUCGCGAGCAUCACAGCCGAUCAGUACGCUUCCGCGCGAAGGCUCACCAUCAGCAAAGCGAAAGGCGCGGUGAAGCCGAGCUUUCGCCCGGCUACCAACGAGCAAAUCGUCGAUACAUUCCAGGGAGUCCAGUUCUGGUGGGUGCAUCGCGUCAAGCCUCUCCAGCCGAAAGGAAGUUCUCCAGCUUAUUGGGGCCAGAGUAGGUCUGACGAGAAGCGGUACUUCACUCUCACGCUCCACCGACGCUAUCGACAAAGUUUGCUACCGGCCUACUUGGAUCACAUUGCCGAGAAUGCUAAAGAGCUGGAUCGCCAGAACAGGGCCAGGAAGCUCUACACGAACGCUCAAAGUGAUGGAAGGAGGCCCUGGGAGUAUGUCCCUUUCAAGCAUCCCGCGACUUUCAAGAGCAUGGCUAUUGACGAUGGUCUCAAGCGGAAGAUCAUGGAUGAUCUCAAUGCCUUCAAAGUUGGACAGAGCUUCUACGACAGAGUGGGGAGGGCAUGGAAGCGGGGUUACUUGCUAUAUGGCCCGCCUGGGACCGGGAAGUCCUCGCUCAUCGCUGCUAUAGCAAACUUCACCGACUACGAUGUCUACGAUUUGGAGCUGACGGAAGUGAAGAGUAAUGCGGAGCUGAGAAGGUUGCUUAUGAACGUCAAGAAUAAGUCGGUGAUCGUGAUCGAGGAUAUAGACUGCUCGCUGGAGCUACAGAACCGUGGACAGCUACCGAAAGAUGUGGAGAGCGCCGCAGAAGAAGAACUCGCCGCAAGUGCCGAUCAGAGAAAGAAGAAGGAGAAGGCCGACAGGGAGAGAAGCAGGGUCACUCUUUCUGGAGUUCUCAACUUCACCGACGGGCUUUGGUCGUCAAUCGGGGACGAGAGGAUUCUCAUCUUUACGACAAAUCACAUCGACCAACUCGACCCCGCGCUGCUUCGCUCUGGCCGCAUGGACUUCCACAUUCUGAUGACGUACUGCUCCUUCCAAGCGUUCAAAGUCUUGGCGUCAACGUACCUCCUCCUCGACGAUCACGAGCUGUUCGUGGAGAUUGAAGAGCUCCUGGGAGCAGUACAGAUUACUCCUGCUGACGUAGCCGAAGUUUUCAUCCAGUACAAGAACAAACCGGAUGCUGCGCUCGAGAAGCUAAUCAAGGAACUUCAAGCUAGAACUUCCGGAGGAGGAGACUGACAUUCGUAUGAGAAAGGCUUCGAGCAUUGCAUGGUACGUCCAUCUAAGUUUAAUCAGAUAGAUUUCACGUUUCUACUAAAGUUGUGGUGUCUGGGAUAUUUUCCUCUGUGGCCGCCUUCUUGGCCUUGGAGUUCCUGAGAGCUGCAAUCUAGCGCAGCCGUCACGAUGCUCCUGUUCUGGAUCAGAAGCUCUGCGAUCUCAGCCGGCGCGACCUGAUAAGCUCCUCGAUCCUUGGAGUUAGAUGGUGGUCGUCAAGCGGAGUCGCAGUAGGAGAGGUGGAUGUGCAUAUCCAUGCUCCCAGAGUGCCGGAUCGAGUUCCUCGAUGUGAUUCGGGGUGACGAUGAGGAUCCGCUCGCUGCCGGUGGACGACCAGAGGUCAUCGGUGAAGUUGAGAAGGCCCGACAAGGCGCUUCUUCAAGUUGAGCGAGCAGUCGAUGUCCUCGAUCGGUGGUGCUUAGCUUCAAGUUGUUCUUGACGUCGGUGCGUAGACGUCGUAACUGGUGAAGUGAGCUAUGGCAGCGAUGAGCAACGACCGGGCCGGGCCGUAGAGGACAUAUCCCCGCUUCAAUGCUCGACCGAUCUUCCGGAAGUAAGCCUCGCCGUCCAUGAAUCCCAGGAGAUCAUCCUUGAUCCUGCGCUUGAGCUCCCCCAUAGGUGGUGGGGUGGUCGAAAGGCACGGAUUAGUCGAAAGGCACAGAAAUAGGUAGUCGGGGACGAGAGUGUGCAUGCCACGACCAGAGUGAAAGAUCGCUUCUGAGAUAUGCCGCUGCUGCUCUCGACGACCCGGCGGACCCACUUGAAAGGCACGCCGCGGAAGAUCUCGGCGACGCUCUCGGCCGAAGUUUGGCGCGCGAGAGAGCCGCUGGUUGAAUGUCGACGCGCCGAUCCAGUUGAUGGUGGUUUUCGGAGACCAUGUGGGGAGAGAAGAUAGGAGUAACUGUCGCGGAGCUCUGUGUUGACAAUGAGACCGAUGAUGGAGCCGAUAUAAGCCACGCCAUUGUCUCCGGUCUCAUUUCUCAAAUGUCUUUCAUACAUAUUUUUUGUAGGGAAUAUACUUAAAAUAUCUAAGUA